Messenger RNA from Camelina sativa (false flax), 1016 nucleotides. Its product is annotated as protein DEHYDRATION-INDUCED 19 homolog 5. NCBI's taxonomy places the organism in Eukaryota, Viridiplantae, Streptophyta, Magnoliopsida, Brassicales, Brassicaceae. The record is from RefSeq and is a predicted model, not a curated record.
UAAGAAAAAGAAAAGACCACACUUAAAAGGUCUUGCCUUUUAGGUGUGUUUCCUCGCACUUUCAGGCUGAACAAAAAAGUACUGACAGAUGCUAAUAAAUUAUAAAUACACGAGGAGCAAGAAAAUGUAUAUUUACUAAUUGUAAUAAUAAAAAAAAAAAAGUGAUCUGAGAUUUUCAUUUCAGGUUCUUUUUUUUUUCUUUUGGAUUCAGAAUCAAAUGGAAGAAGCUUUGUUGGGCAUUUGUGGAUUUGAUUCUUCGAAGAAAUAUCGAUUAGAAGAACUUGCCAAGUAUCAGUCUGGUUCAUGUAUUGAGUUUGAAGAUGAUGAAAUGGCAGUGGAGUAUCCGUGCCCGUUUUGCUCAGAUGAUUAUGAUUUGGUUGAAUUGUGUCUCCAUAUCGACGAGGAGCAUCAUCAACUAGACGCUAACAAUGGGAUAUGUCCGGUUUGUAGCAGACGGGUGAAAAUGCAUAUGGUUGAUCACAUUACCACGCAGCACAGAGAUGUCUUAAAGCUUGAACAAAAGCAGAGACUUUACAAGGAUGAGACAUAUUCAGCGUUUUCUCCAGGGACUAGGAAAUAUUUACAGUCUCUAAUGGAUGAGCCACUGUCUACUAACCAUACAUCUAAAAGUGUUCCUGACCCGUUAUUAUCAUUUAUCUACAAUCCGCCGUCACAAAACCAGUCCAAGCUUGUACUGCCUGAUUUGUCAGGUGAAGCAAGCUUGGAAGAGAAGAGCUCUAUUAGGGAUUCAACAGAGAAAGACGGGAAACUGCUGCCUCCCUUGUCAAAUACGGAGCUACUAGAGAAGGCAAAGAAGAGAGAGUUUGUACAAGGUCUAAUAUCAUCAGCCAUAUUCGAUCAUAUCGACAACUUUUGAGUAAGAAUUAGAGAAGAUGUGAUACAUUGUUUGAAUCUUUGUUGCUCUUAGUGUUAAGUAUUUAUAUAUGAUACUCUGGCAAAGUACACUAGAGUAGUCUAUAAUAUAAGCCAAUGAGCUUCUUCUGUUUAUCUUCAAA